AUGGGGAAAACGUCGCGAGACAAACGGGAUAUUUAUUAUAGACUUGCGAAAGAAUACAAAUGGAGAGCAAGAAGUGCUUUUAAGCUCAUGCAAAUCGACGAUGAAUUUCAUAUUUUAAAAGGUCAGUUUUUUCGAUAUUUGAAAUCUAUCAUAUUUUUGUUUUUAUUGUAAGAUAUCUGUCAAUUUAGUUAAUAUUCGAAUCAUUUAAAGGUGUAACCAAAGCUGUCGAUCUUUGCGCUGCUCCUGGAAGUUGGUCUCAAGUACUAUCAAAAAGAUUAUAUGAAGUUGAUGAAAACGCAAAAAUCGUGGCGAUAGAUCUUCAACCAAUGGCUCCGAUUCCUGGAGUUAUUCAAAUGCAAGGAGAUAUCACUUCGGUAACUAAUUUUAUACAAUAAAAAAAGACAUCUGAAAUUUUCAGGAAGAAACCGCCAACCGGGUUAUUGAACAUUUUUCUGGUGAAAAAGCUGAUAUUGUCAUUUGUGAUGGAGCUCCAGAUGGUAACAAGUAUACCCCUCCAGCCGCUCGUCAUUGAGCGGCUUGAAGCGGCUCCCGAGCCGAGCGAGCCGCUCGCUCGAGCGCCUAAGCCGCUCGAGCCAACGAGCGGCUUGAAUGGCUUGAGCCGCUGAGCGGCUAGAGCCAUUGGAGCCGCUCGAGCAUGGAGCCGCUCGAGCGCCUCAGCGGCUUAGGCGCUCGAGCCACCAAGCCGCUCAAGCCGCUGAGGCGCUCGAGCGGCUCGCUCCAUUUUCAAAAAAUUUUUUUCUAUACGAAAAUUGUGAAACAGUGGUUUUUUCAUAAUUUUUGGGUACUUCGAAAAUGAAAUAUUUGUAUUGGGACAUGGUCCUUGGGUCAUGAAAAAAUUUUUUUAAUUUGAAAAAAGUGGGCGGGGCUUAUUUUUCAGUUUAGAGCUGAAAACACUAAAAAAUUCAAAAAUUCAAAAUUUACCAAAAAACUUUCUGGUUUUUUUCUAGAUGAUUUUUUAAUGCUUUUGAUGAUGAAAAACACUUCAAAUUUUCAGAUAGCUGACAAAUUUCAGCUUUUUUCCGGCUUGAAAUAUCAAAAAAUAAAGACAUAAUUGCAGAUUUUCGAUAAAAAAUAGCUGAAAAUCGUCAGUUAUCCGAGAAUUUUGUGUAUUUUUAUCGUCAAAAACAUUCAAAAAUAAACUAGAAGUCAUCUGAAAAAAAACCAGAAAGUUUUUGGUAAAAUUUAAAUUUUUUGAUUUUUUAGUGUUUUCAGCUUUAAACUGAAAAAUAAGCCCCGCCCACUUUUUUUCAAAUUAAAAAAAUUUUUUCAUGACCCAAGGACCAUGUCCCAAUACAAAUAUUUCAUUUUCGAAGUACCCAAAAAUUAUGAAAAAAACCACUGUUUCACAAUUUUCGUAUAGAAAAAAAAAUUUUUUUUGAAAAUGGAGCGAGCCGCUCGAGCGCCUCAGCGGCUUGAGCGGCUUGGUGGCUCGAGCGCCUAAGCCGCUGAGGCGCUCGAGCGGCUUAGCGAGCGAGCGGCUCGAAUGGCUCUAGCCGCUCAGCGCCUCAAGCCAUCCAAGCCGCUCGUUGGCUCGAGCGAGCGCCUCGUUUUGAGCGGCUAAGCGAGCGGCUGGAGGGGUAUAGUAACAAGUUUUUUUUUGUUUUAUUUUAAAUCAAAUUUUUAAAAAUUCAGUUACUGGGAUUCAUUCACUCGAUGAAUUCAUGCAAGCUGAAUUGAUUUUGGCCGCUUUCAAUAUCACCUCACAUGUUCUGAAAAAUGAUGGAACAUUCUUGGCAAAGGUAGAAAUGAACACAGAUUUUUUGAAACGAAAAAAAAUACUUCAGGUUUUCCGAUCGAGAAAUUCGAGUUUGUUAUAUGCUCAACUGAAAAAGUUUUUCAAACACGUUUAUUUGGCAAAACCAAGAAGCAGCCGACAAUCGAGUUGUGAAGCAUUUGUUCUUUGUAAAAACUAUGAUCCACCUGCUGGAUUUGUUCCAACUAUGAAAAGAACACAAUUGGGUAGGUGUUUCGAAGUUUUUUUUUGAAAUUACAAAAUAAAUCUGAUUUAUUAGAUGUUACUGAUCCGGCUGAACUUUCUGCUGAUGUUAUUGAUGGAUUUGUGACUUGUGGUGAUUUGAGUGGCUGGGAUUCUGAACAAUCAUAUUCUUUGGAUAUUGAAACAUCUUAUCCGAAAGGUUCAGAGAAAGAUGCAUCAAAGUAUGAUUUUUUGGUUUUUUCUUAAUGAUUUCAAUAUGAUUUUCGUUCUAGCCAAUACGAAUUCAAAGAUGUAGUUCAACCUCCAACUGAACCAGCAUAUAAAGAAGCAUUGGCUAUGAAGAAAAUGGGAAUUUUCUCAAAACUUGAACAUGAUUUGGAAAAAGCGGUAAGAUUCUUGAAAUCCACCGAGAAAAACAUACCCUGAAUUUUUCAGCAUAAAUUGGCUGUUGCAAAGGAAGGAGCUGAAAGGCAAGAAAAAUCGCAGGAGGAAAAAGGAAACAUUGGGUUGGAUGAUAAAUUAGUCGAGGGAAUCGAAAGUAUUGUUUUGGAUAAUUGA
Molecule: messenger RNA, 2515 nt
Organism: Caenorhabditis angaria
Lineage: Eukaryota; Metazoa; Nematoda; Chromadorea; Rhabditida; Rhabditidae
Source: the annotation of a GenBank genome assembly